Molecule: messenger RNA, 1362 nt
Organism: Neodiprion fabricii
Lineage: Eukaryota; Metazoa; Arthropoda; Insecta; Hymenoptera; Diprionidae
Product: tubulin alpha-8 chain-like
Exons: 4
Coding region: 1-1362 (453 amino acids)
Biological process (GO): microtubule cytoskeleton organization; mitotic cell cycle
Cellular component (GO): microtubule; cytoplasm
Molecular function (GO): structural constituent of cytoskeleton; GTP binding
Source: RefSeq, a predicted model, not a curated record
AUGAAGAAAAUAAUCCCACAACGUGAGGUGCUUUCAAUCCACAUUGGCCAAGGGGGCGUCCAAAUGGGAAAUGCAUGCUGGGAGCUCUAUUGUCUGGAGCACGGAAUUCAGCCCGACGGUAUGCUGCCCCCUCAAACAUGCACCAACGAUGAGGGAUUCCAGACCUUCUUCAGCGAGACCGGAGGCGGAAAAUACGUGCCACGAGCAGUCUUCCUCGACUUGGAGCCCACUGUCAUUGACGAAGUCCGUACCGGGACCUACCACCAGCUCUUCCAUCCGGAGCAAUUGAUCUCGGGGAAGGAAGACGCCGCGAAUAAUUACGCCCGAGGGCACUACACCCUUGGUAAGGAAAUAAUCGAGCUGGUGCUGGACAGGAUCCGCAAGACUGCUGACAUGUGCGCCGGGCUUCAGGGCUUUCUGAUAUUCCACGCCUUCGGCGGAGGAACCGGGUCCGGGUUCACAUCCCUACUGAUGGAGCGACUCUCCGUCGAUUAUGGGAAGAAGGCAAAGUUGGAAUUCGCUAUCUACCCGUCGCCCCAAAUCUCGACCGCCGUCGUCGAACCCUACAACGCGAUCCUGACGACCCACACGACCCUGGAACACUCGGACUGUGCGUUUCUGGUCGACAACGAGGCCAUAUACGACAUUUGUCGCCGGAACCUCGACAUCGAGAGACCGACCUACACGAACUUGAACAGACUGAUAGGUCAGAUAGUGUCGUCGAUCACGGCGUCGCUACGGUUUGACGGGGCUCUGAACGUCGACCUCACGGAGUUCCAGACGAAUCUGGUGCCGUACCCUCGCAUCCACUUCCCCCUGGCGACGUACGCGCCUAUCGUGUCAGUGGAGAAGGCCUACCACGAGCAACUCACCGUCAUGGAGCUAACCUCGUCCUGUUUCGAGCCCGCCAAUCAGAUGGUGAAGUGCGACCCGAGAAAGGGGAAGUACAUGGCCUGCUGCAUGCUCUACAGAGGUGACGUCGUGCCCAAGGACGUGAACGCAUCCAUCGCGGCGAUCAAGACCAAGCGGACCAUCCAGUUCGUUGAUUGGUGUCCGACUGGGUUCAAGGUCGGAAUCAAUUACCAGCCGCCAACUGUCGUACCGGGUGGUGAUCUGGCCAAGGUACAGAGAGCCAUGGCUAUGCUGGCUAAUACAACAGCCAUCGCGGAAGCCUGGACCAGGUUGAACAGGAAGUUCGACCUAAUGUUCAGCAAGCGAGCUUUCGUGCACUGGUACGUCGCGGAAAGCAUGGACGAGAGCGAGUUUAACGAAGCUCGCGAGGAUCUCGCGGCUCUUGAGAAGGAUUACGAAGAGGUGGGCAUGGACUCUGCGGAGGGUGGUGAAGGCGGGGACGAGAACUGA